CUAUUAUUAUGGAUUUAAUGAUAAAAAUUAAUGUUUAUAUCAAAGUAAUUUUAUGAAAAAUUAUCAUCGAAAAUGAAUUUCGAUGGUUACGCUCAGUAUAUGCAACAAAAAUAUCGCCUAGCCAUUACACUAGCCGUCAUCAAGACCAAACCAAGUGGCACACACCUAAAUGAUCACGUAAAUUCUAUAAUAAAUAAUUUAAGUGAUUUUACAACGUUGGAUGACGGUGUAUGUGAGGAAGAUUUCAAUUACAACGAUAAUGAACCCGAUAUUCAAGAUUUCAAUGAUUCAGACGACAGUGUAACCAUUUUAAAGGACUUUGUUCAGAAUAACGAAGCUAUUGAUCAAUACAAGGAUGGAAAUACGUUUUUUAACGACGAAAUCAACAUCGACACACGAAACGAGGAUGAAAAACAUAGUUCAGUCGAUGAGACACAAUGUAAGCAAGAUUUGUUAAGUGACUGCACAGAUAAUGACAAAACUUUCUGUGAGUCUGAUGAUUUCAUGGAAGCUGAGGAUGACAUCAUCGAUGAUUCCCAAAUUAAUGAUGUACCCAAAAAUCAAAUCGAUUCCCAAGCAACUGUUUUAUACACUGUACAUGACACAAACACACAUAUAAGCCAGAGUGAGGAGAACAUUGUUGUUAAAAAAAUAUAUUUUAAUGCAAAGAAAGAUAAAACAGUAGAAGAUAAUGAUACAGAGAAUUUAGAACAAACCCAUGAGAGAGCACAGAUUGUAAAUAAUUUAAAUGAUUUUGUAAUCUGUGGACAAGAUAACAGUGGAAUUGAUGAUUUAAAUCAUACAAGAGAGAAUUUAAUUUGUUUAAAUUCCCAAAUACAUGGAUUGAAUGAUGAAUCAAAAAUGACUGUGUCAAUGGAUUGUAGUGGACAGAAUAAUAUGGAUAAGACGGACACACCAAGAAGUUUGACUUCAUUAACACAAAAUAGCUUUUCAUUGAACGAACAUGAGUAUUGUUCAGAUAAAAGAUUGGACAAUAAGAGAUUGUACAGUGAAAUCGAUGGGAGCAUCUUGAAAAAUCACCAAGAUCCAUCAGCACCUGACGAUGAAUCAGCCGAUGACGGCUUAACAGAAUCACAAGCGGAGAUGGUCUCCUUCAAGGUGUUGGAGGAAUUAAGUAGAAUAAAGAGCUAUUUAAAUAAGGCUGAUAACAAGUUGUCCGAGGAUUCUGGAUAUAGGAGUUGGAAGAAUAAAAGUUCUAGAAGUGUGUCCCAGUCGAGUUGCUUAAACGAAUCUGCUUACUGUUUGAUGAGCUUCCUUAAGAGUUGUCCACUGGCUGUAAACAUUAUGGAUAUUGUUGAAGAGAUUUCAAAGGUGUUGGGAAGGUUUGUGGACAAACUUCACGAUGCGGAGACGUAUCCAAAGUUCUUGGACGAUAUGUUGGACAGUGUUGGAGGCUUGGUUAAUGACUUAUAUGAAUCUAGUGUGGAUGGGGAUUUGAUGUUGGAAGUAGAUGAGAAAAUACAAAGAAUAUUCCUACUAAACAGAUCGCAUCACAUAAUGAGGUACACUAUAGAGUUGAUCACAGGCAAAUUGGAAAAGUUACACACAAAACUGUGUGAUUCUAUUGAAAUCACACAGACGGCAACCACUGAGAACCUGUGCUAUAUGUUACACAUACUGGAAAUAUUACUCAGAAGAUACACAGCUAUAGAUAACGUGAGCCAGUCCAGCGUAGACUCACAGGGGAGUGUGUUGAGGAAAAACUCACUCACAGACAUAUGGAGGAGGAAGUGGAACUUGAGUGAUAGUGACGUCAGAGUGAGUGAAAAAACAUGCAUAGUCACUGAAUGUAGGCGUGUACUUAAUAAAAUACUAGUUCAAGCUAUAGAUAAUUACAGCUUGAUAUCGUUUAGCGCUUUACAGUGCUUGAAUAUCAUACAGAAGUAAGCUGCUACUGCUAAACGAGCGCUUUGUAGACAAAGCAAAAAAUUUGUCGAACUACCUUCAUUUUACUUAAAUCAAUACUUGACUGACAAUUGAAAGUUACAUUAAAAUCUGCUUAAUCCAUCCAAAGAUAAAGAUAAAGAUAAAGACUGAAAUAAAGAUACUAUAAUAUUAUAAUGGCUAAAUAAAUAUUGUAUUAAAAAAAAAUGACCCAAAAUUUCAUUAAAU
This is a messenger RNA of Danaus plexippus (monarch butterfly), 2133 nucleotides long. RefSeq lists its product as uncharacterized. The coding region runs from base 73 to 1908 and encodes 611 amino acids. The record is from RefSeq and is a predicted model, not a curated record. The transcript is spliced from 6 exons. NCBI's taxonomy places the organism in Eukaryota, Metazoa, Arthropoda, Insecta, Lepidoptera, Nymphalidae.